UCAAUCAGGAGGCAUUAGUAACUUGUCCAAUGCCAGUCGCCGGUGCAUCUCGGGCGUGGCAGCUGCUCGUGCUCUCUCCAAUUCUUCUUUUAAGGUGACUGUUCUGGAGUUCGGAGAUCGUAUUGGUGGACGUGUUCAUACUCAUUACUCAUUUGGAUGCACAAUUGAUAUGGGAGCCUCAUGGCUGCACGGUGUGUGCAAUGAGAAUUCACUGGCACCAUUGAUCGGCUAUCUCGGGCUGAGGUUAUAUCGCACCAGCGAUGACAACUCUGUUCUGUAUGAUCAUGAUUUAGAAAGCUAUGCUCUAUUUGAUAAGGAUGGCAAUCAGGUCCCAAAGGAUACAGUUGAUAAAGUUGGAGAAACAUUUGAAAGAAUUCUUGAAGAGACGGUGAAAGUGCGUGAUGAACAGGAACAUGACGUGCCCCUUCUACAGGCAAUUUCUAUUGUGUUUGAGAGGCACCCCCAUCUAAAGCUGGAAGGGCUAGAUGACCAGGUCCUGAAAUGGUGUGUCUGCCGGCUCGAGGCAUGGUUUGCUGCAGAUGCAGAUGAAAUCUCUCUCAAAAAAUGGGAUCAGGAGGUCAUGGGCUAAUGGUAAAUGGGUAUUAUCCUGUUAUUGAGGCUCUUGCUCGAGGUCUUGACAUCAGGCUUAAUCAAAGGGUCACCAAAAUUUCCCGGCAAUACAAUGGAGUUAAGGUCACUACUGAAGACGGCACAAAUUAUUUUGCUGACUCUUGCAUAAUCACUGUGCUUCAUUUUAUGGAUGAUGUUUAUGCUUGCCGGUCCUACUGUUUUGGUUGGUUAAUUGGCUGCAUAAGUGUAGCUG
Molecule: messenger RNA, 823 nt
Organism: Panicum virgatum (switchgrass)
Lineage: Eukaryota; Viridiplantae; Streptophyta; Magnoliopsida; Poales; Poaceae
Product: polyamine oxidase 4-like
Exons: 8
Coding region: 170-589 (139 amino acids)
Biological process (GO): polyamine catabolic process
Cellular component (GO): peroxisome
Molecular function (GO): polyamine oxidase activity
Source: RefSeq, a predicted model, not a curated record